Molecule: messenger RNA, 972 nt
Organism: Striga hermonthica
Lineage: Eukaryota; Viridiplantae; Streptophyta; Magnoliopsida; Lamiales; Orobanchaceae
Source: the annotation of a GenBank genome assembly
AUGAUGGCCAUAGUGGGUGGAGUGGGCGAUCGUGUGAAGAUAGGGCAGAAGCAAGUUUCUUCCAAACUUUUGAGUUCGGAGAAUGAUACCAAGAGUCCUUUGAAGAGUCAUGCAAAGGGUGUUGAAGAGAAUUUCAGUCUUGAACAGAAAAAUGUUUUGAAGUACAUGUUCGAUAUAAACCUUAGCCACAACGAAACGAUCGUGCGGAUGUCAGGCGAAUUUGGACAAAGAAUGCAGUUUAAACAACUACAGACUUCACAGUGGCUAAGUGCAGAAAUUAUAAAUCUAUACGCUUGUAUGCUGACGUGGGAUAAGCGAAAUAAUGCCUCUAAAAUACCGGUUGAAAAUUGGUUUUUGCCAACCUAUGUCUCGCAAUUCAUUACCGCAAUGAAGAAGGGUUGUGAUGUUGGUUGCAUAUAUCGCUAUUUCUUGCGUGAAGACAAAUAUGGAGGGGAUAUUCAGAAAUGCGAAAAGAUCUUCAUUCCAAUGAACCCUGGAGAUCAUUGGUACUUGUGUGUAGUCGACAUAAUCCAAGAGGAGGUUCUGAUAUUGGACUCACUUAUGUCGAAAAAUUGUAAUGAGCGUAUUUCAAGUGCUAAAGUUGUGCUCAAGUGUUUGCAUGAGGCUUUAGAGAUUGGAUGUGGCGCAACGUAUAGUAUCAAUAUUCCUUUAUUUCCUACGAGAAUGGCUCAAUGGGCACCGCAACAAAAGAAUCUUUAUGAUUGUGGAUUAUUCACAAUAAGCGUGCGGCUCAACAUGGUAGGUCCCACACAUUAUGAUUGCUUCUCGUCAGUCGACCGCAGGAGGAAGAGGUCGGGUCUUCUCUAUGAUAAGGUUUACUCCGAGCUGUUGUCUGCAGUAACAUUUUCCCUCAUGGUCACGGGCUGGUCUCAAUGGCGAGGAGCUCGGGUCCCUUGCUUGUCCCCAAGUUUCCCACCGAGCCGAUCUUUAUUUAUCGUUGGGUCGGAUUAA